AUGCACAAGUUAUUAAUUGCGCUGUUGGCUCUAUUUGCUGGAGCCACUGCUGCCUCUCACCAACAGCAGCCGAUCCUCUUGCAAAACGACCAACAACAUGAAAACGACCUGGAAUUCAAAUACUCUAGACUUCCCCAAGUCGAUGCAUGGACUGUUCUAACAAACUCAAAGUUCCCAACGUACUCUGUGCGUGUUAGAGAACGCAAGGGCGAAAUAUGUGACGAUGUCAAGCAGUAUUAUGGUUACCUCGACGUUGAUGAAUCUGGUGGAAAGCAUCUCUUUUUCUGGUUUUUUGAAUCAAGAUCCAACCCAAAGAAAGAUCCUCUUGUUCUCUGGCUCAAUGGAGGUCCUGGCUGUAGCUCUCUCACUGGUUUAUUCAUGGAAUUGGGUCCCUGCAGAGUCAACGAGGGCGGCAAUGGAACAACCAAGAACCCUUACUCUUGGAACAAGAAGACAAACAUCUUCUUCCUUGAUCAGCCGGUAAAUACUGGGUAUUCUUACACUGAUGGCGAUGGCAAGGAGGUCGACACUUCAAUUGCCGCCGCUGUUGAUGUAUAUGCCUUUUUGCAAUUAUUCUUGCAAAAGUACUCUCAAUACGCCAAACUGGACUUCCAUCUCUUUGGAGAGUCGUACGGAGGUCACUACGUUCCCGCGAUUGCCGAACUCAUUGAUCAAAAUAAUGAUGGCGCCGAGGUUCCAAUCAACUUGAAAACUCUGGGCAUCGGAAACGGCUUGACAGACCCUCUCGUACAGUACAAAUAUUAUGCAGACAUGGCCUGCGACGAUAAAUAUGGCAAGUCUUUAACCGACGAAGAGUGUGACACGAUGAGGUCUAAAUAUGGCACUUGCUCGUCCUUGAUCAAGCCCUGUUAUCAAUUUCAGAAUGCGUUUUUUUGCGCACCCGGAGCACUGUACUGUAAUCAAGCCAUGCUCUCGCCGUUUCAGCAAAGUGGUCGAAAUGUCUAUGAUGUCCGAAUGACUUGUAGUGCUCUUGACUGUUAUCCAAUUUUGAAGGACAUUGAGGCCUUUUGUAACCGUCCAGAUAUUCAAGACAUGCUUGGUGUACCUGAACGUCAAUACGUCGGCUGCAACCAAAACGUUAAUCUUCGUUUCCUGACAGCUGGUGACUGGAUGCGACCAUAUCAACGUGCUCUGCCUCCUCUUUUGGAAAAAGGCAUCAAACUAGUUGUUUACGCAGGGGACGCUGAUUACAUCUGUAAUUGGAUUGGAAAUAAAGCAUGGAUGAUGGAGCUUGAAUGGUCUGGACAGGAAGAAUUCAACGCAGCCUCUGAUUUACCUUGGACUUCAUCGUUGACACAGAAGGAAACAGGCGAGUAUCGCACGUUUGGUCCACUCACGUGGCUCAAGAUUUACGAAGCAGGUCAUUUGGUACCUUACGAUCAACCUGCUGCUGCUUCGGAUUUCUUUGAAAGCUGGAUUGAAGCCUCUCGGGACUAA
This is a messenger RNA of Synchytrium microbalum, 1458 nucleotides long. RefSeq lists its product as uncharacterized. Gene Ontology annotation, cellular component: fungal-type vacuole. Gene Ontology annotation, molecular function: serine-type carboxypeptidase activity. Gene Ontology annotation, biological process: proteolysis. The coding region runs from base 1 to 1458 and encodes 485 amino acids. Lineage: Eukaryota; Fungi; Chytridiomycota; Chytridiomycetes; Synchytriales; Synchytriaceae. The transcript has 19 exons. The record is from RefSeq and is a predicted model, not a curated record.